This is a messenger RNA of Fopius arisanus, 1271 nucleotides long. RefSeq names its product SOSS complex subunit B homolog. The transcript has 3 exons. Gene Ontology annotation, biological process: response to ionizing radiation; double-strand break repair via homologous recombination; mitotic cell cycle checkpoint signaling. Bases 399 to 1070 code for a protein of 223 amino acids. Gene Ontology annotation, molecular function: DNA binding. Gene Ontology annotation, cellular component: SOSS complex. NCBI's taxonomy places the organism in Eukaryota, Metazoa, Arthropoda, Insecta, Hymenoptera, Braconidae. The record is from RefSeq and is a predicted model, not a curated record.
GCUUCUGACUGUUUCUGACUGAAUUGUUGUGGACUUCUAACCUCAAUCACGAGAAUUGACACAGUCACUUGUGUAAUCAACAAUUAACACCCAUUAAUUAACAAUUCAUUUUUAUAUACGAAUUCGCAGAGUUUUAGUCAAUCGGUUCUACCAAAAAUUAGGAGCCAAAAAAAAAUCACUCCAAUGAUGUAUGUUCAUUCGACGAUCACUUAUUCAUGAUUCAUCGAGAACAAUUCCUAUUUUUUCUACAUUUUGUUUCGUGGUUUUCACUUGAUAAUUAUUUUUUCUGAAUGCAGAAGGUCUCCGGGAGUUCCACCAGCUGAUUUGUUCCAGGUGUCAAUAAUGAGAUAGAAAAAAAAACGGUGACGAGUCAAAUUUCGUAUAAAAAAUAAAGUAUAAUGGAUUUCGUAUGUAUAAAAGACAUUCGACCUGGACAGAAGAACAUAAAUGUGAUGUUCAUAGUGUUAGAGGUGGGUCAUCCUACGAUAACUAAAGAAAAUCGUGAAGUGAGAACUUUCAAAGUGGCUGACAGUACAGCGUGUAUGAAUGUCUCGAUUUGGGACGAACCUGGACAACUGCUGGUACCUGGAGACAUCGUCAGGUUGACGAAAGGCUAUGCCUCGGUCUGGAGGCAGUGUCUGACACUGUACUCAGGGAAAAAUGGAGAUAUUCAGAAGAUCGGGGAGUUCUGUAUGGUUAUCAAUGAGCAAAUGAACAUGAGCGAGCCCAACCCAGCGUUGGCACAACAGCUGGUGAAUCAAGGGGGUUCAGGCCCCCCUGGCAGCAAUAUUAAUAGCAAUAUUGUUAAUAAUGGGAAUGCCAAUAACGUAUCCAAUUCAUCCAGACAGCCUUUGGCAACUAAUACGACCUCGUCCACUGCCUCCACCUCCUCAACAGCACCAGCUGGAAACUCAACAAAAACGGGAAAUAAUUCCGGGAGCACGACGUCAGGACUUCCUGGAGGCUCGGCUAGAUUUAGCGGUGAUACGAUAGCCACGAAAACAACUGGCAAAACAAAUGUGAGGGGCAAAGGUGGAUACAGAAAUGGAGGUCGCAGUGAGCGCAGAUAAUACUUUACAUUUAUUUUCCUCAAACGACUCAAUGACUCAUUCAACGAGUGGUGCAUCCACUGGAACUAUCGAUCGGAGCUGAUCCAAGUGCUAUUGAUCAUUGUAAUUUUGUAAUUUCACCUAAGAAUUACUUUAGAUGUAGUGAUUUAUUCGAUUGAAUCAUGUAAAAUUAUUUGGAAUAAUACUUGUAUCAUAUUUGUA